CAUGGAGUCUGUCGUCCUCUAGUAAGCAUUAUUAUUUAAUGAAAAAAUUAACUUUCGAAUGUCAAAUAUUGCAAUUUAUUGUAAUUAUUAUUAAUUCUAAUUAAGUUAUUAAAAUUAAUUUUUGUUUACUUUCACGUAUAUCUAAAUGUAUUCUCAUUACAUGCUUAACAAUGGACGACUGAAGGUCAUGCUCUUUAGAGUCUACUUAACUCCUUUUAAAUUCAGGAAAAACAUCACGAAAAUAUUACUGUUCGAUUCAAAUAGUUAUAGUUGCAGCUCAAGAAAGAUGGAAAGACAACAAAAUGGGUUUUCUCUAUCGAAUUUCGAUGUUAUAGGUUUCGAUCUAGAUCACACGCUAUGCAGAUACAAGCUACGGCCUUUGUUUGAACUUAUAUAUGAAAACAUGGCUUCAUUUUUGGUCGAACGAAGAGGAUACUCUAAAGAUUUAUAUAAAUCUUACGAGAGUGGAGAAGAUUUCGUACAGAAAGGAAUCGUAUUUGAUAAACUGAACGGAAAUUUUCUUAAAGUAUCUUCGGAUUUUUUGAUUCUGAAAGCGACUCACGGCACUACGCCGAUGACCGACGAACAGAUUGUAAAAUUCUACGGAGAAAAUCACACUUGGGAUCAAUUGUUAGAGCUACCGGAAGGUCUGUGUCGGUCGGACGCUCAGCAAAAGCCGUACUACGUAUUCAGAGAUUAUUUCGUACUGCCCGUAAUAUUGAUAUGCGCCAGGCUGGUCGAUAUCGUCGAUAAAGAAUACGGUAGUUGGUUACCCUGCUAUAAUAUAUGGCAGGAUGUGUACGACGGGUUAAUUUACAUGUACAGACGCGACCAUUUCAAAGACGACGUGAAAGGUUUUUUCUCGAACCUCAAAAAGAAUCCCGAAAAUUACUUGGUUCCCUGUAGUCGGGCGUUCCUACAAUGGCUACUGGAACUUAAGCGAGAUAAAAAGCUGUUUCUCUUGACUAGCUCGAAUAUAGAUUACGCAGACUUUAUCGGUCGAUUUUGCUUAGGAGACGACUGGAACGAGUACUUUGAUAUCAGCUUUAUGUUUGCUAGGAAACCCGGUUUCUUUACGAGUCAGCGUCCUUUUCUGACUUUAAACGGAAUGGAAGAAGGCGAAAUCAUAAGUUGUGACAGUCUCGAAUUAAAAGGUGUUUAUUCGCAAGGCAAUUGGAAAGAUCUUAAAACUUUUUUUAGUAAAGUAACUGGGAAACAAAAACCCAACAUACUUUAUGUAGGAGAUUCAAUUAUUGAAGAUGUAUUUUCGCCAUCCAACUACGGAAGAUGCAAAACUAUUGCAAUUGUCGAAGAAAUGAAAGUCGGAAAAUAUUCCGAAGAAAGUAAUUGUCUCGAAUCAAAAUUUUGGGGAUCAUUUUUUGAUUAUCCCUCUAAAGGAUCAAAUAAUGGUUUUUCUAAAACAUUAUGGUAUGAAAUAAUUAGCUCUCAUAGCAUUUUAGCUAUACCCGAUUUAGAAGCGUUAUCUAGCUUAUCCCUAAAAUGCUUAGUGCCAUUUGAAAAUGAUUUGGAAUUUGCUUUUUAUCCAAAUAAGCCAUCUAAUCUUUAAAAUGUCAAUAUUUGUUAAUGCUUAAAUUCUUUAAGAUGAAUUAAACAGUAUUAUGAAGAUUGCUUGGAUUAUUUUCAAUUGCAUUUUCUGAAGCGCAAUUAUUAUAAUAUUCUUCCCGAUGAUAAAAUGAGGACAGAAUAAGUUUUUUAUAAUGUUAAUAAUUGCAUGUAAUACUGUAUUUAAAAUAGUACAAUUAUAUGUUAAAAUUUAACACGAUUAAGAUGAUUAUAUUGUUACCGAUAGUUAUUUGCUUAUCGUACAAUUAUUAGCAUUAAAAAGAAAUUUAUUCUAUCCUCAUUUUAGCAUCAGGAAGAAUCAUCUCUCUUCACUGGAAGAUAGAAAAUAGACAUCCUAUCUAAGAAGAGUUAAUUCCAACCUGAUAUUAACUUUUUAAAUUCUGUUAACAGAAAAUGUUGUACC
Molecule: messenger RNA, 1987 nt
Organism: Centruroides sculpturatus (bark scorpion)
Lineage: Eukaryota; Metazoa; Arthropoda; Arachnida; Scorpiones; Buthidae
Gene: Nt5a
Product: 5'-nucleotidase domain-containing protein 1-like
Exons: 1
Coding region: 146-1567 (473 amino acids)
Molecular function (GO): 5'-nucleotidase activity
Source: RefSeq, a predicted model, not a curated record